Thyridium curvatum is the source of this 2067-nucleotide messenger RNA. RefSeq lists its product as uncharacterized. Gene Ontology annotation, biological process: lipid metabolic process; phosphatidylinositol-mediated signaling. The record is from RefSeq and is a predicted model, not a curated record. Gene Ontology annotation, molecular function: phosphatidylinositol-4,5-bisphosphate phospholipase C activity. The coding region runs from base 1 to 2067 and encodes 688 amino acids. The transcript is spliced from 2 exons. NCBI's taxonomy places the organism in Eukaryota, Fungi, Ascomycota, Sordariomycetes, Thyridiales, Thyridiaceae.
AUGGCGGAAUCACCAGCUCAGAGUGCUGGCCCGCCAAAGGAUGAUCUCCAUCAAGCCGGAGGCGGUGUUAGUGGUGAAGCCCGAUCUGUCAAGACGCUCAACGCGACCCUCAUCAAGCGGAUGGAGGCGAUCUUCAAGAACCAUGCCGACAAGACUGACGCGUCUUGGCACCCGGAUCAGCUCGUAAGCUUUGUCAAACACACCCAGGGCGAUGAUGACCACGCAAUCUCGCCAGCUCUUCUGGCCAAGAAGGAGCUCGGGUUCAACGACUUCUUGGAGUACAUGACCUCUACCGGCGCCAACAUCAUGGCCGCGCCAAGGGCACGGGAUCUGAGCUGGCCGCUCUCGAGCUACUUUGUCAGCUCCAGCCACAACACCUACCUGACCGGCAACCAGCUGUCGAGCGACUCCAGCACCGAGGCCUACAAGAACGUGCUGCUCCGCGGUUGUCGUUGCAUCGAGAUAGACGUGUGGGAUGGCGACGACUCAGAUGUCGAGUCUGAUACGAGCGAUAGCAGCAGCAGCAGCGAUGAUGAUGACCCCAAGAAAGCGGCGAAGCGCAAGACAAGGGUAGAUACUGUCAAGAGCAAGCUGCCAAGGUCUCUCACGUCUCGCCUGGAGAAAACCGCUCUGGGCAAGAAGUUGGACAACUACGUGGAUGGGAGUGCUGAAUCUAAAGGCACCUCUGGGGCAGCACUCACACCUACUCCUACCGUGGCGAAAGAGGGAGCUCCAGCAGACGCCGUGAGCAGCACGAAGACCCCCUCGCUGCCCCUGGUUGUAGAGCCACGAGUCUUGCACGGAUAUACCCUGACCAAGGAGGUCUCAUUCAGAGACGUCUGUGUCGCUAUCCGGGACCACGCCUUCGCUGUGACGGACCUGCCUCUCAUCGUCAGCCUAGAGGUCCACUGCGGACCGCAGCAGCAAGAGGUCAUGGUCAAGAUCAUGGAGCAAACCUGGGCCGACUACCUGCUCUCUCAGCCCACGCAGGAUGCCCAAGAGCUCCCCGCGCCGGAGGCCCUUCUGAGGAAGAUCCUGGUCAAGGUCAAGUAUGCGCCGCCGGACCCCGGUGCGGCGGCCAAGGCCUCGGCCCAGGGUGAUGCCGACACCCUCGACUCUGAGGAGGACAGGGUGCCUGCCGAAGCCGGUGCCAAGGCCGCAAAGAAGCCGUCCAAGAUCAUCCAGGCACUGAGCCGGCUGGGCAUCUACACGCGGGGGGUAUCUUUCAAGAGCCUGACGCAGCCCGAGGCCUCGAUGCCGACGCACAUAUUCUCCCUCUCCGAGAAGGGCGUCAUGUCGGUCCACGAGAAGCAGAGCGCGGCCUUGUUCAAUCACAACAAGACCUUUCUGAUGAGGGCGUACCCGUCCGGCCUGCGCAUCCGGUCCUCCAACUUGGACCCUGUGGUUUUCUGGCGCAAGGGCAUCCAGAUCGUCGCUCUGAACUGGCAGAGAUGGGACGAGGGGAUGAUGCUCAACGAGGGCAUGUUCGCUGGUACCGGCGGCUACGUAUUGAAACCUGAAGGAUAUCGAGGCCAAAAGAAAACCGAAGAGCCCAAAGCGGGCGACACCCAAACUGCUCCGGCGGCCGCCGUUGUCCACAAGACCCUCGACCUCACCAUCGAGGUCCUUGCGGCGCAGUCCCUGCCCAUGCCCGAGAAGGACGACAAGGCCAGCUCCUUCCACCCGUACCUCAAGGUCGAGCUGCACGUCGAGGAGCCCGGCGAGCGCCACGGCAGCAGCAGCAGCAGUAGCACCGGCCUGCCCGCGGACAACGGCCGCGAGAAGGAGGGCGAGUACAAGGCCAAGACCAAGUCGCGCAAGGGGUGCGACCCGGACUUUGCCGGCGAGGCGCUGCGCUUCUCGGGCGUGAGGGGCGUCGUGGAGGAGCUCUCCUUUGUGCGGUUCAUCGUGCGCGACGACGAGAUCGGCCGCGACGGGCUCGCGGCCUGGGCGUGCGUGCGGCUCGACAGGCUGCGCCGGGGGUACAGGUUCGUGCACCUGAUGGACGCCCAGGGCCAGGAGACGGACGGCGUGGUGCUGGUCAAGGUGUCCAAGCAGGUGACGUAG